Photinus pyralis (common eastern firefly) is the source of this 2501-nucleotide messenger RNA. RefSeq lists its product as uncharacterized. The record is from RefSeq and is a predicted model, not a curated record. The coding region runs from base 68 to 1141 and encodes 357 amino acids. The transcript has 3 exons. Lineage: Eukaryota; Metazoa; Arthropoda; Insecta; Coleoptera; Lampyridae.
CGCACUGUAUACCAUGUAAGCUUCAGUCUUCUUUUUUGUGUGGUACGGUUACGUCGCGAUUGUUAUUAUGUCGACAUCGAAACAUUCUAAGCGUUCGCGGUCGCCCGGAAAGUAUAAGGACGAAACACUUACUCUUCUGCGUAGGCUAGAGCGUCGGAUGGAUGCUUUCGAACGCAAAAGCUUUAAGAAAAGAAAGCGGUUGCCCUCUUCCGAUUCCAGUUCUGGGGAUUUUCCAACACCCCAAAAACGCGUUACAUUAGACUCGGAUUCCGAUGCGAGUGCACGCAGUGCUUUCUCCGAAGAUGACUUAAAUCAAGUGGAAGGCGACGACGUAGAGGAAGUACCGGCGCCACCAUCAACCUUGAACCAGGAUGUGCUAUCUAUACUCGGAAAUGAUUCGCAAUCCGAUAGUGUUAAAGGUCCACCUAUUCAGCAAGAAGUUACUGAAAGAUGGAUUAAUAUUUUUAAGCGGGGGCUGUCUGAGGACAAAUGUGUCGAAUUAAUUCAGAAAUACCCUUCUCCCGAAAACGCGGGGUUUUGGGACGCACCGAAGCUGAAUCUGGUAGUAAAACACGCCGUGACGGAUUCGGUGGAGAAACGAGAUUUUCGCCUUGCAAAAUUACAAACGCAGAUAAGCUCUGGUUUAGCAGCUAUAGGUUUAGCGCUUACACAGUUAAUCAACAAGGAAGGGGAUGAGUUUAAGCCACUCAUCGAACAAUUAAGUGAUGCGGGACGCUUACUCGCGGAUGUGCAUCAUCGAGAAAGUGUUUCCCGAAAGGAAUUAAUUUCCUUGAAUUUGAAUAGGGAUUGGAAGGAUACAGUCGCUGAAACCGCGAUAGAUUCUUGGUUAUUUGGCGAGAAUUUGGAAGAAAACUUAAAAUCGGCAAAGAAUUUGAAAAUUUCUUCCAACCAGCUGAAAUCCGUAAAGACAUUCCCUAAAAAAGUAAUUCACAGACCGGCGUUAAACUUCAAAGGUCCACCCCAAAAUCGUCAGGCGAAGGGGCAGGGUGGACGACAUCGGCAAGUCCCCACCAGCAGCAACAGCCAGUCAAGAACGGGGAGACGCAUGAAUCUGAUGAAUCGAGAUCCUCAGGGACAUCGGCGCCAUCUGUACAAGGAAACGAAAUACCAUCGCUUUUAGAGAAUCCGACAUCCGCUAGCAGGAAGUUUGUCGUUAAUGAGCGCGAAAUUAUACGGGAAGCGCUACGUCGCAGGAACGUGCCAGAAGAGAGCCUGGACAUAUGCGUAGCAUCGAUAUCAGAAGGAACGGUAAAACAAUAUAGAGGGGGGUUGAAACGCUGGUGCGAGUUCUGUCAGCGAAAAGGUAUUAACCCCCUCGUUGUUUUAGUAACAAACGUUUUGGAAUUCUUAACCGAACAAUUUAAUAUAGGUGCCUCUUUUGGUUCGCUCAAUACUUAUAGAUCGGCAAUUGCUCAAUUAGGGGGACCCCAAGUGAGUCAAGAUUAUAGGUUAAAAAAGUUCUUUAAGGGUGUUUUUAUGCUUAGACCGACUAAACCUAAGUACGACAAUAUUUGGGAUCCGGCAGUCGUCCUAGAUUAUUUAAGGGGACUUAAAAAUUCGGAAAUAAGUAUUGAUACAUUAACGCACAAACUUACAGCCUUGCUAGCGCUGGCAACGGGUCAAAGGUUACAAACCUUAACGUUAAUAGAAAUUUCAAAUAUUUAUAGGGACACCAAAGGCUUAACUAUCACGAUACCGAGUCGGAUUAAAACAUCAGGCAGAAAUAGAUUACAACCGGUAUUAAGAUUGCCUUUUUUAGAUUUGGAUCCGGAGAUUUGUGUAGCUCGAACCGUUUUACUAUAUAUAAAUAAAACAGAAGUUAGGAGGGGAUCAGUUAGGUUUUUGAUUUUAUCAACAAGAAAGCCGUUCCACAAGGCAACUGCACAAACCCUUAGCAGAUGGAUUAAGAUUAUUUUGCAAAAAAGUGGCGUGGACGUUACAAAAUUUUCUGCCUAUAGUACCAGACAUGCAGCAACAUCUGCUGCUAGUAGGAAAGGGCUUAACUUUGAUACUAUUCGGUUAUCGGCGGGGUGGUCCCAGAAUUCCAAUAUGUUUGCUACGGUGUACAAUAGACCUAUAUGUUCGGACAAAUCUUUCGCUGAAACAGUGUUAGGAGAUUAAGGAUAGUAUCUGCUUUCGAUUCCUUAGAAUUAAGACAUAUGUAAACGUUAUGUAAAUAAACGUUCAUGGUUGUCGCAACGUCUUUAAACAUCUACAUUGUGCUUAUUUACGAGACGAGGUCGAAUAUAAUCAUAAGAUCAAACGAACUUACCCAAGUGAUGUUCGAUCUUGAUUAUAUGAAGACCUCGUCGAAGUAAAUAAGGUCCCACCACACCCUCUGGAAUUUGCCCCGGUUGGGUUGCGACAAGCUACUUUAAAGAAACUGAAGCUUACAUGGUAUACAGUGCGGGGCGGAGCAUGGAGAGAAACGCGAGCUUUAAAAUUGUGACGUAUCCCACAGGAAUGAAGGUACUACAUUG